This is a messenger RNA of Maniola jurtina (meadow brown), 1243 nucleotides long. RefSeq names its product eukaryotic translation initiation factor 3 subunit H (gene eIF3h). The record is from RefSeq and is a predicted model, not a curated record. The transcript has 5 exons. Gene Ontology annotation, molecular function: translation initiation factor activity; protein binding; metallopeptidase activity. NCBI's taxonomy places the organism in Eukaryota, Metazoa, Arthropoda, Insecta, Lepidoptera, Nymphalidae. Bases 73 to 1086 code for a protein of 337 amino acids. Gene Ontology annotation, cellular component: cytoplasm; cytosol; eukaryotic 43S preinitiation complex.
UAUCAACUUGUCAUUUAUCAAGUGCUUGUCAAAUAAAACAACCACGAAAAUUGCCCUUUCUUGAUCAAAAAAAUGGCGAGUCGCGGUGGAGCAUCUAGGCGUGUUCCUGAAAAUGAAGCCGCGAUCACUUACGUCCAGUGUGAUGGCCUGGCGGUAAUGAAAAUAGUGAAGCACUGUCAUGAGGAAUCAUGCAGCAACAUGGAAGUAGCUCAAGGGGCUCUGUUGGGGCUGGUGGUGGACAACCGGCUGGAGAUCACCAACUGCUUCCCCUUCCCCAAGCACGAUGAGGCCAUGGAUGAGGAGGAGUACCAGCUCGACAUGAUGCGCCGUCUGCGCAGGGUCAACGUUGACCACUUUCAUGUUGGAUGGUAUCAGAGUGCGGAUGUAGGCAACUUCCUGAGCCAGUCACUGUUGGAGUCACAGUAUCACUAUCAGACCUCCAUUGAGGAGAGUGUUGUAGUCAUCUACGACACCAAGAAGUCUGCUCGAGGCUUCCUCACUCUGAAGGCAUAUCGCUUAACUCCACAGGCAAUCGCCAUGUACAAGGAAAAUGACUACACACCUGAGGCUCUCCGGAACCUUAAGAUAGGUUACGAGAGCCUCUUCAUAGAGGUGCCCAUCGUGAUCCGCAACUCGCCGCUCACCAACAUCAUGAUGUCUGAACUCUCCGAGAUGAUCCCUGAGGAAGAAGGCUCUAAGUUCCUCGACCUUGGAACUGCGUCUGUGCUUGAAGGUCAACUCAGAAGCCUGAUGGAACGUGUGGACGAAUUGAACCAGGAAGCUAUUAAAUUCAACCGCUACCAGCAAUUGGUAGUCCGUCAACAGCAAGACAAGCACAGAUGGUUACUGAAGAGGGCACAAGAGAAUGCAGCAAGAGCAGCCAAGGACGAACCUCCCCUACCCGAGGAAGAUGUCAACAAGCUCUUCAAGCCUCACCCAGUCCCGCCCAGGCUCAACCCGAUGAUUGUGGCUGGUCAGAUCAAUACAUACAGCCAGCAUAUUAGCCAGUUCUGCUCGCAAAGUCUUGCUAAGCUCUAUCUGACGCAAGCUUUACAGAAUGCUAAGGAUGUUAAGCAGAACAUUUAGGUGUCUAUGCAGGGUCAGUGCAGACCAGGCGACAAAUUGUUGGAGCAUUACGUCAUUAACGUCACUUAUUAAUUAAGAAACGCUUGAGCAGUUUACUUGCUGGUCUACACUAACCCUUACAAGUAUUUGUAUUUGUAAUAAAUCGUGGAAUGUGUAA